This is a messenger RNA of Drosophila bipectinata, 1227 nucleotides long. NCBI's taxonomy places the organism in Eukaryota, Metazoa, Arthropoda, Insecta, Diptera, Drosophilidae. The record is from RefSeq and is a predicted model, not a curated record.
AUGUCGGUUGACACGGACGUGGAAAAUGGCGAACUCCAUACGCCAUAUAGCUUCGAGAUUCCCCACGCUUUCAUCUACAACAAUUCUGAGCGACGGAUUUUCAGAUACUGUGGUCCCUACAUGGAGCUUGUCCAGCAGUUUGCCAAGACCCAGCACUACAAGCUGUUUCUCGACCCGAUCGAGAGCUUGCCCAAGAAGUCGGUGCUGGAGGAGGAUAUUGUGGAAGGCGUCUACAAUCUCUCACUCCAUGGAGUGACAAUGCGACCCGACAGCCUGGGCGAUCACUUUGAGUUGAUUCGGUACAGCUACCCACUGGAGGUGAUGACCAAUUGUGUGAUGGUUCCUCUGGCUCCGGAACUGCCCAAAUGGAUGUACAUGGUGUGGCCACUGGGCAGGUACAUAUGGACGUGCCUCUUCCUGGGUACCUUCUACGUGGCCCUGAUGCUGAGGUACGUGCACUGGAGGGAGCAUAAGAGUAUAUCCCGUGACUACACCAGAAACGUGCUCCAGGCCAUGGCCAUUCUGAUGUUUAGCCCCAAUAUGAACAUGGCCCUGAAGCUGAAACACGCUUCCCUGCGGGUGAUCCUCUUCUACACCUUGCUGUUCGUCUUUGGCUUCAUCAUUACCAACUACCACAUCAGUCACAUGACGGUCUACGACAUGAGGCCGGUAUUCGUUCGCCCCAUUGAUACCUGGUCGGAUUUGAUUCGUUCCCGAUUGCGAAUUGUUAUUCCGGAAAUAUUGCUGGACGAACUGCGCCUUCUCGCGGAUUACCAGGCCCUGCUCUCGAGUCCUUCGCGCCUGCAUGCCUACGUGGUCACCCAAGAUGCUUGGCGAUUCUUUAACCGGCAGCAGCGUGUGCUCAUUCAGCCGUAUUUCCAUCGGUCUCAGGUGUGUUUCGGUGGCCUCUUCAGUGCCCUGCCCAUGAGCAUCAAUGCCAGCUUUGCCAUUUCCCUGGACCACUUCAUACUCAAUGCCUGGCAGGCGGGUCUCUGGUCGCACUGGGAGGAGGUGGCUUUCUACCACGCUCGUCUUGCUGGCUAUGCAAAAAUAUUCCUGGACACCUACCCCGUGGAGCCAUUGAAUCUUCACUUCUUUUUAACGGGCUGGAUCGUCUUGGCCCUGGGAAUACCUCUCAGUACUCUGGUCUGGUGUUUGGAGAUUUACGUCCAUCGAUGGAAGGCAAGGAGACUGCAAUACGAUCGCUUCGAGUGCUGCGAUGGUUAG